Molecule: messenger RNA, 381 nt
Organism: Prorocentrum cordatum
Lineage: Eukaryota; Dinophyceae; Prorocentrales; Prorocentraceae
Source: the annotation of a GenBank genome assembly
AUGCGCGGUCUGCGAGAACGGCAGCUUUUGCAGCCGAACCCCUUCGAGGUCCAAGGGCAGCGUAUCUGUGCCCGCUACGGUGAGCGUGUAUCUCCAGACCCGCGGGUGCUCCACCAUGGACUGGCAUCCGUGCGGCUAGCGAGUAUCGUCACGGAUGCCUGCAAUUGCAUUAUGUUCCUCGUCCUUCUCCCUCCUUCUACCAACAGCGCGCUGGCAGUGUCAGCGCUCACAGUCGUCGCCGUGCUCGAGCUCGAAGCACCAGCACGGUGUUCUUGGGGCGCCCGUCUCUGCGAGAAUUGGGCGCUCAUUGCGAGGUGCGUGCGUAAUUACGGCCCGCGCCACGUGUCCGCACGUGGUCUCCUGAAUCAGACACUCGCGUGA